Molecule: messenger RNA, 3464 nt
Organism: Orbicella faveolata
Lineage: Eukaryota; Metazoa; Cnidaria; Anthozoa; Scleractinia; Merulinidae
Product: eukaryotic translation initiation factor 3 subunit J-A-like
Cellular component (GO): eukaryotic translation initiation factor 3 complex; cytoplasm
Molecular function (GO): translation initiation factor activity
Source: RefSeq, a predicted model, not a curated record
ACCCGGGCCGGCUAUCUUUUGCCCUCCAGCUAGGGUUAACCCGCUUGCUAGGGUAGCCCUCCCUCCUUGUGCUCGCAGGCCUUAAAUUUGAUCGAGUUUGCCGUCAAAAACCUGCCCGUCCUGACGAGAAAUCCGUCUCGACCAAUAGCUUCACUCUCCUCAGGCUCCGCACCGCCGGUAAGACCCCGUGGACUGGGUUUGAUUCAUUCAGUCACGCAAGACCCCAGAAUCGACUGUGACACUUCUUCACCAAGAUGGCAGACGAGAAGAAAGAGGAGCCUAAGAUGCCACUGAUUCAUGGGAUGCCCUGGUUUCCUGGAACAACGCAUGAAAUGGUCGACACAUUUCCACAGCUGUUAGCUAGACAAAAUGACAUUUUUGUUGCCACAUAUGCAAAAGCUGGAACAACAUGGACCCAAGAAAUGGUUUGGCAGAUUAUCCAUAAUGGAAAUAUUGAUUAUCGUCGAUUGGACGUACGAAUGCCAUGGUUAGACGGAAUGCUUCAUCCAAUGCCCCAUAACCCUUAUUAUGCAUCAAGUCCUUUGAUGAUCGAGAGGUUGUUUGAAAGCUUUCCAGCACCACGUGUGUUCAAGACUCAUAUCCCAUAUGACCUGGUUCCUAAGCCGCGUGACCAGGCUACCAAGCCACGUUACAUUUGUGUCAUGCGCAAUCCCAAAGAUACAGCUGUGUCAUUUUAUCAUCAUUACCAGCUUCUCUCUAGAACAACACACACCUCCUGGGACGAAUACUUUGAAUUAUUCAUCAAAGGAGAAGUCUUCUACGGCUCGUGGUUUGAUCACGUGUUAAGCUGGUGGAAACACAAGGAUAAUCCAAACGUGUUGUUGUUAAAGUACGAGGAAAUGAAGACGGAUUCCCCUGCUGCCAUUCAAAAGAUUGCCAAGUUUAUUGGAAAAGAACUUCCUCCAGAGAUAGUGGAACGCAUUGUAAACCAAACAUCUUUCAACGCCAUGAAAAAAGACGAAAAGGUUAAUUACUCAUGGAUUAAUGGGAUUAAGGGCGACUUUAUUCGCAAAGGCGAAGUGGGAGACUGGAAAAACUACUUUACUGAAGAACAAAACAAGCGGCUUGAUUCUUUGUACGCGGAGAAAAUGGCCUGCUCUGGACUAGAAUUUGAAUUUGAAUUCCGGGUUGGCCGGGAGUCAGAUGACGAGGACUUUGAGCCGCAGGAAUUUUCUGUUAACAAAUCAGACAAAUGGGAAGGUGAAGACGAGGACGACAACGAUGUUAAGGAAAACUGGGACGACGAAGAUGAAGACACGGAAAAGAAACCGGCGCCAUCACAAAAUGAAACAGAAGCUGCUCCUCCAGCUAAAGUAAAGAAAAGAAAAACAUUAAAGCAAGCCCUACAAGAAAAGGAGGAAAAGGCUAAAGAUCAAGCUCUUAGAAGAUUGGAGGAAGCUAAAUCUGUGAAAGAGGAGGAACCAACAGAAGAAGACAAACUAGCAGAAAAGCUUAAAAGACAGAAAUUGGUAGAGGAGUCAGACUUGGAAAUAGCAAAACAGGCCUUUGGUAUAAAGGAUGAUGUAGGAUCCAAAAGCAUAGAUGAAAUGAAUCCCAACACAAAAGAAGAAUUUGUGGAACUGAGUCAAUUAAUUGUAGGAAAAUUAUCCAAUUAUGAGUCAAGUGCAGAUUAUGUUCCCUUCUUGGAAAUGCUUUUUAGAGAUUUAUGUGCAGGCUUGGAAGCUGAAGAUGUUAAACGUUUAGGUAGUGCAAUAAAUAUCUUAUCAACAGAAAAAUUAAAAGCACAAAAGGCAAAGAAAGGUAAAAAGACUGGUAAGAAAGCCACGCUUUCAGGAACUAGUGCCAAAGCUGGUAGAAAAGAGGACUUGGAUGCAUUUGGUGCAGGAAAUUAUGAUUAUGGAGAUGAAUUUGAUGACUUUAUGUGAAAUGAUUUAACAAAUCAAGUUCACAGACUCUGAAGAAUAUGGAACUCACAUGGCAGUACUCAAAUGCUGUCAAUGCUGACCUGGAUCGUGUUGUUUUCUCUUACUCUUGUCAGCAUCUCUGUUGUGUAAUUAACAAUUUAGGUGCUGAUGCAGUAUGCUUAAAAAUACAACACAAGUUGAGCAUAUUUAUUAAGUAAUUAAAAAUAAUGAAGAUAUGGGAUAUUUCUAAGUCCCUCUCUACCACUGAUCCGUCUGCUGACCAGUACACAAUAUAAUUUGUUUAAAAGCUCUGUAUUUAUCUAGUAGUGUUUCACAUGAGAUAACAUGAUCUACAAGAAGACUUGUUAAAUUCAACUUUUUCUUAAUGACAGGUAGCUUAGUACUUUUCUUUCUUAAGCCAGCACAUGGGUGUAGUCUUUUACAUAGUUUGUCUCAUUAUAAGGCAGACAUCUCUGUAAGGCUAGAUUGAUCUGCAUACCGUAAAUAUAUGUGAAGACCAGUUUUGCUUUUGUGACAGAAUUGAAGAGAUUAAUGUUGGCAGUUCAUAGUGUUAUCUACCCUGCGAGCACAGUCUCCUUUGAUCUUCCUAGAAAAAUCAGGAAGAGAAAGGAGUCUCCUUCUUCCCAAUUUUUCGAGGAAGAUCAAGGAGACUCUGCUUUCAGAACAUUAGUUAUCUAGCAACACAACCAUUAUUGGCUUGUCACACAAUGCUUCUCCUUACCAUUUGAAAGAGCAUUGCGUAGAAUCCAAUACUGGCUAACCCAGGACAAAAUUCAUAUUUCCUGUUCUCUGACAUCCAUAGAUGUAAAUUUGGUAUUAAGUAAGCAGUGCACGUACCAAGUUGUGUACUUUGUUACAAAACAAAAGACAAUCAUAAAAUAAUAAUAAGUAACAAGUGAAAAUUGGCAAAUUUAUUCAAUGCUCUAGACUACCAGGAGUUUUUGUAGGGCAUUUUAAAUGCCUGCAUAACCCAACUGAAUUGAGGAAAGUAUAUUUUAAAGGCCAAGUAAAUGCAUUUGAAGUCUCUCUGUAUUAGGUAUACUGUUCCAAGCUGUCAGAUUGUAAGCCAGGCUUUUGGAUAAUCUUCAACAAAAUAGCAUCCCUUAAAACAAUCUUGCAAGGUGUUUAGCAGUUAUUUACAAGGUAAAAAGGGAAACAGGCUUAGCAACCAAGAACGUUCUGUUUUUCAAGCUCAAGGAUUUACCCAUUCAUUUCUAUCUGUGAACUUGCAACAAGCUAUCUAUCAUGUAUUUCUCAUGUCAAGGUGACCUUGUAAGUUUCAUGUCCAUAAUAUAUGAGCUUUGUUUUACCACUUAUUUAAAAGCUGUAUUCUGAGCGAGCUUCUGAUAUCUCUUGCUCACCUUUUGGUCCGUUGAUUCGGUCUGCAGUGAAAUACUCCACUGUAAUCAGGUUACUUAUCUGAACUGUUUUAUUUUCAUCUGUUUAUUGAACAAGUGCUUCUUUUACUGAUUACCCUCACUUUUCCACAACUGUUUAAAACUUCAAAAGCAAUAUAGUUUUCUAACAAAUUAUUAAAGCAAAAAGAACUUCACUGAA